Xyrauchen texanus (razorback sucker) is the source of this 2116-nucleotide messenger RNA. Its product is annotated as solute carrier family 49 member A3-like. The transcript has 10 exons. Gene Ontology annotation, cellular component: membrane. The coding region runs from base 261 to 1721 and encodes 486 amino acids. Gene Ontology annotation, molecular function: transmembrane transporter activity. The record is from RefSeq and is a predicted model, not a curated record. NCBI's taxonomy places the organism in Eukaryota, Metazoa, Chordata, Actinopteri, Cypriniformes, Catostomidae. Gene Ontology annotation, biological process: transmembrane transport.
GACACAACUCUCAUUCACCGGUAUACCUGAAACCAAAACAAAACCACGGUCUUUCUUUAAGUAAACCAUCUCUUGACUUUCACAUCAGUGGGAAUAGGAACGCAUAAGUUUUGACAUCUGAUAAGUAUUGUAUUAGUGGCAGGGUUGUUGUUUUUUUUCUCCGCACGAUGGGUACAAAGUUCGGGACAGUUUUAGUUACCAUGCGUUUUUUAACUAAUCUAUGAUGCGAUCUCGUCUGGUUCUGUUUCGGUUUUGGCAUCAUGGAUGAUGUAAGCGCGGAGACCGGAGCGCUCGCCGGGAGCCCGAAUAGAGAUGUCCGGAGUCACCUGAACGGAGGGAACACAGCGGCUCAAUUCACAGUUUACAGAAGGAGAUGGUUCAUUUUAUCUGUGCUCUGCCUACUGAACUGUUCGAACGCAGUGCUAUGGCUGACUUUUGCACCUGUGGCCGACCAGACAGCACAGUACCUGAGAGUGUCUCUGGAUCAGGUCAACUGGCUCUCCCUCAUCUACAUGGUGGUUGCAAUUCCCUUCAGUUUCAUCACCACAUGGAUGCUGGACACACUCGGACUGCGCUUCUCGUUAAUCCUGGGCUCUUGGCUCAACAUGUUGGGUAGUAUCCUGCGUGUCGUUGGCAUUCUGAGCUGCAUCCCGGAGUGGGCCGUGUUCCCCCUGGUGAUGGGGGGCCAGACACUGUGUGCCCUUGCCCAACCUUUGGUCAUCUUUGCCCCCACCAAACUGGCAGCUCUGUGGUUCCCAGAUCACCAGAGGGCCACAGCUAACAUGAUUGCUUCAAUGGCAAAUCCUCUCGGACUGCUUUUUGCGAAUAUUUUCUCUCCCAUGAUAAUACGUUACACUAAUAAUCUUCUCAUGCUGCUUUUCAUAUAUGCUAUACCUGCCAUCGUUGCCUGUUUCCUAGCAACAGUGGGGAUUCGUGAACGCGUUCCCCCGACACCCCCGUCUGCCAGCGUGGUGACCUCCAGCACUAAACCUUUCCUACAGGGCAUAAAACUGCUACUGAGGAACAAAGCAUACUUGAUCCUGCUGGUGUGUUUUGGUUCGGGUAUAGGAAUAUUCACCUGUUUUUCCACCUUGCUGGAACAGAUACUUUGUGUCAAGGGAUACUCAAAUGACUUUGCAGGACUAUGUGGUGCAGGUUCCAUUGUUUUUGGCGUUGUGGGCGCUGGCGUCUUGGGCCUUUAUGUGGACAAGACAAAGAAGUUUACAGAGGUCACCAAAAUCAAUAUGUGCCUGACAUCCCUCGGAUGCACUGCUUUUGCGGUGGUUUCCCUUUUAAGGGACCAGAAGAUUGCCAUUGGUGCUGCAUGUGCAUGGUUUGGCCUGUUCGGGUUUUCUGUAUAUCCCAUCGCCAUGGAGCUCGGAGUUGAGUGUUCGUACCCUGUGGGUGAAGCAACAUCAUCUGGACUGAUCUUCAUAUCUGGACAGGUUCAGUCUGUCAUCUACAUGCUGCUUCUUCAAGCUCUGACCAAACCGAUGGCAGACUCUACAUUAUCUGUCUGUGCUGCUGGAGGAGAUGCCAGUCUGAGCUGGACAGUGCCAGUGCUGGUGAUGGCAGGACUGUGUGCUCUGGGCACCUGCGGCUUUGUGGUGUUUUUCCAAACGGAUUACCAGAGACUCAGUGCAGAAGCCACAGCCACACCAGAGACAGAGACUGAGCAGUCAACAGCAGGAGACACCUGGGCAAACAGCACUGACGCUUGACGGACUGAUCCGACAGCAAGAGAAACCACUGAAAAUUUUAACCAAGACCAAAUGAUUUUGCAAUCUAAAUCUCUAAAUGUCAAUCUCAGACACUUUAUGACCCUUCUUGCUUAGAAGUAUAGGGUGCAGAGAUUUUGUAAUUGUUAUACUUCUGUGUAUAUAAGAAACUAACACUUUGCCUUAUGUGAUAGUAGGAAUAAUGAAUGCAAUGUAUAUGCUGUAUAUAUAAUGUAUAUGAGGAGGUUCAAAUGCCACUGAAAGUGAAAUAAUAAUAAAUAAAAAUAGGGGCAAAAUUUGACCCAUAAUGAAUUCCUCUGUUUAGGACUAAUUUUAUAUAUUGUAUAAAAUACGAGCUGAUGUUUAUUGAAUUUUAUGGGUAAACGGUCAUAUAUUCU